GGUCGUUGUUACUAGUGAACGUGAAGUCGUUACUUCUAUCGAAGAGCAUAAACAUGUGUCGAAAGAUCGCCAAGAACGAGGAAGAACGAUCGCUUGACGCACCACGCGAGUUUGCAUGGUCUGAAGAUCGAGGAUCAGAUGUUGGUACAAGUUCUGGGCAAUGUAGGUGUACACAAGACUCGAAGUCAAGAACGGUGUACGAUUUGAAACCAGACGUACGUAGAACGUGAAAGACUCAUCGCACAAUCUCGAAGAGAAAAAAUGGCAACUUCUUUCACGCAUGACGGCCGGGUGGUGGCCAUCGGCGCAAAUGAUCUGGCGUUCUAUCACGAACAGGAGAUCGCCAACCAACACUCGUCGACGUUUUCCUCCCCUGCAAAAGAUGAAAACCGACCUUCCGACCAAACCGGGACCGGCUGUGCUAGCCCGACAAGUAAAUCAUCCUCCGCGUCAAACACCAAAACCUCGGCGAAAAAUAACAACAAAAUCCCCUUCGCAACUGUCCGGGAGUCCCUGAUGUGUGAAUAUUUGUCCAGACACGCCACCGCGCCGUUUACCAACAACGCAAUUAGUAAACGUGAGCCGGUUACUUCCUGUUGGUGCAAACCGAUCGAGAAGUAUCUCGGCGAUUACACGCCAACACCGAGACUGCAAUUUCUAUACUUCGCUUCUCACGGCAGCUUGAUGCUCGCUGUGUACUUCUCCGCACUCGCGCUGAUCGCAGUCGCGGGGCCGUCGAUGACAACAGGUAGCUCCUCCUCUUUCGGGAGUGCGGCUGCCGGCGCUGGCGCGGCGAUCGGGUCAUCGGUUACACAGAUGAUGGCCACAGAUGACAGCAAGACUGCGUGGCUUUCCUUUCUGGAACACGGGACUACCUCAAACUCAAAGAUGUUCAUGAUCGGAAGCGGAACAGCGCAGCAGCAUGAACCGCAUCUUCUCAGCAGUAGAAGUUUUACUACAGCCGGUACUUCUCACCACCUUCCCUGGUACGAGCGGUCGAUCGAGGAAACGAUCGCGUUAGCGCCAAACCUGUUCCGUCUGAUGUCGGCAAAAGCAGCGCUGAACCUGUUUCUCUGUUCCUGGUACCGACACCCGAUUUACCGCAUUGAAAGGGAUGAUCCCAGUUGGAACGAGGAUAGUGCUAUCACGUCGGUGCAGAACCACGAUGUCAACAUGCACAAGCAGUACGCGUUAAAAAACGUGGUCAAAGCGGCGGUGGACCCGCCCUGCGUUUGUUCCGAUGUGAAAUCGUGGUUCAAAUCCAUCUACUCCAACUGCUACACCCGAGCGGUCUGGAUCGCGUUUGAAGCGCGGACGCGGAAGGGAUUAGUUUACGCCUCGCGGCUGUCGUUCACAAACUGCUUCAUCUUGGUUCUAACCUUGAGUGGGUCACUGGCGUUGGCGAUGGUGCCGUGGGGGUUGGCCAGUGUGACACUGUUUCUGACCUUGUACGUGGUCGCGUUGGGGCUGUCGUCGUGCACGCUGGCGAUGGAUUUGGGAAGGUAUAAGUUCUUCUUGGAUCAUUUUAGUACAAAGGUUUUUGGUUUUGCAUGAUCACAAAAAAAUCUUCCUGUAUCAAAGCCGAAUUUGGAUCAGAAAGGAAAAGCUGUCUAGCAGCUGCAUGUUGACAAAGCAGUUGUACUCACGUCUCAUCAUCAACGCAGGCUCAUCUUCUUUCGCAUCGGGUACAUGAGCCAGCAGAAGUGCCCGAUGUUGCUCGCGCUACCAACGUCUAAUGACGAGGAGGAGAAUCAUGCCGAACGCGAAGACAUCAACGCAGCGACCAGUCAAAAACCCAAAAAACAACUUCCCUUCCCCAACAUUUCCGACCUGCUCAAUCGCGAGGCCUUCACGCGGUGCUCGAUUCUCGAAACCCACCGCAUGGGGCUGUUCCCGAGGCAGAAGAUCCUGCAGAAUUCCGUGGUGAGCCGGAAAUCUGGUGCGGCCGGCGGGACCACCAUUUCGAACGCGAACAACAAGAGCCGGAAUACCGCGGACAGCACGAAAAAGGACGAAACGAUCUCCGAUUUUCCGGCGGGGCCGUCGGUUUGGGAGGACAGCAACAUGCUGGAGGAAGAUCCGCUUUUAGCGUCGUUUGAGUCCGACAAAUACUGGCGGUCGGAGCUACCGGUGACUGGGGCGGCAGGCUUGUUUCUCGGCGGGGACAUCGAGAAGGGGAUCUACAUCGGAACCUCGUCGAGCAGCAGCAGCUCCAGUGCGGAGGAACAAGAAGAUUUGGGUUUGGAUUUUGCUGUGCGGGGGAACACGGCGACGAACAUCAAAACGGAUGGAAAACAAGAAAAAGGAGUACGACCAGUAGGAGCCUCCACUACAGCCUCCGGGUCCUCUGGAACCUCUUCCGCCUUCUCCACAACCGAAUCCGAACAGCAGCUGAAUCAAGAAAAGAAGAAAAAGCAGCCGGAGUGGCAAAAGCCGAUUAAUUUGCUGGAGCCCGUGAAUUUAUUGCAGCAACCAUCAAGAAACAUCGAUGUUGAGCAAGGCGGAAGCACGACUGCGUCCGGGGAUGAGAGCAACAAAGGCACAACUCCUGGCGCUGCUUUCGAACAUCACAUCCAUCGGAGCAGUUCUGCCUCCUCGGUCGGGACGAUAGUUCCAGGAGGCACUACUGCCGCAAACUACCCGCAUGCGUCGACCACGACGAGCAAGAACGUUCUCACCGGCACUGUCGCGUCUAUCUCCUCCUCUUCCGAGACAACUUUUAUCAGUAGAUCGCAAGUCGCGCAGCACUACCACAUGGCGGACGGGACGACGACUAGUGAAAACGGGUCGAAAGACACGUUUAAUCCGGCGAGUAAACAAGCUAGGGAACUAUUGACCACUGGCGGGGCUUUGGACGAUCGGGACGAGAGCGAUGUUUUUUACAAAACGGGGGAGAUCAAGCUUCCGAUCGUGCAGGGCAGGGUGGUGGCGAGGAAUGGUGCCGGGGAGAGGAAGUCGGCGGGGAAAGAGGACGAAAAACUUUUGUUCACACCGACGCGGAGUAGGAGGUACAUAGAAAAAUGUGACAUGCCGCUGGAUUUGCUUCUCUAUGCUUGCUCGCACUGCUUUUCGUUCUCUUGCAAGUAUGGAUACAUCAAAUUUAAAACAUCAAAAUUCUAAUUCAGCACUCGGAAGAGCUCUUCUCGUGAAGCCGAUCAUGCGAGCGCUGCUGUUACGUCCUCCGAGUACAAGCUGGACGCGGCGAGUUACCGCCACGAAUUGCGGCAGUUUUUCCGGAAUUUGGAAGUUUGCUUCGUCGUCUCCUGGUGUUUGUCGAUGCUGGGAUUUGCGCAAUUGGUCUGGUAUUUCACGAUCCACCAGAACGCUACUUCACAGUGGGUGAUGUUAGCGACGAUCGCACUGUGGCCGCCGACGCAUCUGUUUCCAUUGGCGGUUCUGUGUGGAUGACGGGGUGAGGUCUUGAAACAAAAUUUUUCUGCGGAGAAGCGGAAGAGGGUUGAGACUAUGGCACACGCGGUCGAGACAGGCGUAAAAGUAAACUACGAUUACGCAAAGGUUAGCUUUAGUCAUCGCGUUUCCCUGUGCUGUUGUUGUUCCCUUGUUGUUGUAGAACAAAGAAUUACUGAUCGAACACAAACUUGUACAAUGUUUCGCCUUCCAUGAAUAGGCGUCUUCACUGCCAAAAAAUGAGACAAAAUUAUUGUAUCAACACGCUAGCACUUGCACUACAUCUAUUCGAAAUAAAAGAUGCUAUGCUUCUAUUCGUAUAUAAGUAUAGAAUUUUCUACCUAAGCUGAAUGUGAAUUCGAAAAGCGUGCACACACUGUUUUGCUUACAUUUUGUUAUCCUCAAGCACAGCUGUAUGCUGUUGCUGUAUCCUUCCCCCUUGUCGCGGCAAAUCAAGCGAGCAGGUCUCUGGCGACUUUAACAUCGUUUGGAUUGGCCUUAUGAUGCCUAGCAGUUUGACCGUUGUAGUUGUACUUGUAGAUAGAUGCGUGGCGACACGUUCCAUCGCCGAUCACAACCAGCGCAUUUGCAGUGUUUUGUUGUGCCGAGAAUGGAACGCACAGAAAGAUUGUUGCAGAGCACUAUACAUAGCGCACGCAGCGUUUCCCGG
Molecule: messenger RNA, 4078 nt
Organism: Amoebophrya sp. A120
Lineage: Eukaryota; Dinophyceae; Syndiniales; Amoebophryaceae
Source: the annotation of a GenBank genome assembly